Nasonia vitripennis (jewel wasp) is the source of this 2607-nucleotide messenger RNA. RefSeq lists its product as uncharacterized. The record is from RefSeq and is a predicted model, not a curated record. Lineage: Eukaryota; Metazoa; Arthropoda; Insecta; Hymenoptera; Pteromalidae. The transcript is spliced from 2 exons. The coding region runs from base 35 to 706 and encodes 223 amino acids.
UGCUAUAGCUGAUGUACAGUUUGUACCGGCUGAAAUGGUGGGGGUGAGCGCUGCCGAUGCACACGGAGAGGAGUUGCGGGCAGAGGAGAGCGAAGCCAUAAGGAGAGAAGCAGCAGCAGCAGCGGUGGCUGCGGCGCCUGCAGCGGUGCGUCUUCAGGUGAAUGAGGCGAUGGAGGAGGAGGAGGAGGAGGAAGAUGAAGCAGUAGAGAGAGCGCAGAAUGAGCACGAUGCUAGAGCGGAAGAGGCUGAAGAUGUACCUGCCAAUAGGGAUUCUCAGCGCAUGAUUAAUGUUGACCACCUUCUUGCCACAUGUAUAGAGCCAACAGCUGCUGCUAAUAAUAUUCUACAGCGCUUGAUGGAACGAGCAGCUGAUGAAAGCGAGAAUAUUAUUGAGUAUGCAGAGCAUCCAUGUGUUAAAAGACGGCAACAAAUGCUCGACUUUUUGGCCCGACCAGUAGAACCCGAAGAAAUGCGGUACACAAGAAGAAGCGCUGGAGGAUUGGUCACCGAGCAUAUUUUUAACCAGGGAAAUCCAAGAGAUCGUCAAAUUAAUGAACAACAUAAUCACUCUGACGAUUCAUCUUGUUCUUCUUCUACAACCAUUUUUCCCUUAUCUACAUCAUCUUCGAACACCAAUACUUCAGUAGAAUCGCAGGAUUACGAGGCCGAUGAAAGUGAUUUUUCUAUUCAAGUUGGUAGAGGAUAAAGAAGAAGAAUUGAAAAUUCAAGCAGCAAUAAUGAUGAUUUGUCUGACUACGAACAAGAGGAUAAUCAGCCCAGUGAGGAGAAUGAGGAGGCGGAGGAGGAGAUCAGCGAGGAGGAUGAGGAGAGAAGCGAAACAGACGAUAAUAUGAAUUAUCAAGGAGUCGACGAGGAAAGAGAGGAUGAGGAUAUCCAGCCUCCUGGUAAUCGUUUUGAUAUUUUUCAACAAAAUUCGCAUUAUAUAUCUAAGUAUAAAAUAGAAGGUAGACGUAUUGUGCUAAAAAUAAGAUCUCCAGCGAAGGAUGGAUCUAUAAAUCCGAUAGUUUGGUUGGAGUUAGUUAUUCGCGAUAUUUAUUCUUAUAUAAUUUCAUUAUGUAAUGAAAACGACAUGAUUGGCGUCUCCGUUAGAAGUUUAAAUUUUGCACGAGGCCCGGGUGGGUUAUCGUUACGAUUAGUAAAUAAUUUUUUUUAUAAUGAUUUAUGGAAUUUAAUAAGCGGAUUAGCUCAGAGUAAUGAGGAUUUUCAAAUAGAUGAGAGCUUUAUUCUAAAAUUAACACUUGUUAAUAUACCUAAUGGUGGCCGAGGUGGAAGUAGAAAGAGGAUGAGUGUUGAUAGCUUAUCUCAGAGAUCGGUUGUAUCUAUAAGAAAUAACGAUAAUUUAUGCUUGCCAAGAGCUUUAAUUGUCGGGGAGGCUUUUAUGAUAUAUAAAAAAUUCUUUUCAAGCGAAGCCAUUGAUACUUGGAAUAUUGUCAGAGAUAACAGACGUGUAUACGAGAAAUAGGGACGUAUCAGCGGUAUUAUGUUGCAAAAAAUAUCGCUAUUGUAAUAUACGAUAGUUUAUCUUUUGGAAGUGGAGAACCGCCCUUUUACGAUGGAAGACCUCUGUUAAAUUAAAAUUCUUUUGACGUUAUAAAUCUUUUGUACGACGCGCGAAGGCGUCAUUUCGAUACAAUAUUAAAUUUAACCGGUGCUGCGCGCAAUCGUUUUUUCUGCGAACAUUGUAAUAAAAGCUAUAGAUACGUAGAUGAGCAUAGAUGCAUAGCCAAAUGUGACAAGUGUUUUUGUGCGCCAACGUGUAAUUCUAAUAUAGAUAUUAUAAAGUGUGUAGAAUGCAACCGAGAAUUUUACGGACAAGUAUGUUUCGACCGUCACAAAAUAGAUGGGUCAUACAAAAAAAAUAAUAAAAAAAUAUGCGAUGUAGUAAAAGUUUGUAAUAUGUGUUGCAAACGAAUUAAUAUCUACAAGUCAAAGCACGAGUGUGGAAUCAAUUGGUGCAACUUAUGUCGCGAAAAACAUGAUGUAAAUCAGCUCUGUUAUAUUCAACCCAUUGGACGUAAUGUUAACGCACAGAUUAAUCGUAAAUCCCCAAAGAAAAACUUAUCUAUUUUUUAUGACUUUGAGACGCGUCAAGAUUCUGCUUACCGUGAACAUACAGAGAUAAAAAUACACAUUCCAAAUCUAUGUGUUGUACAACAGGUUUGCGAUGAUUGCAUGGAUGAUGAAAAUAUAAAUAUACUAUGCCAUACGUGUGGUGUAAGAGAGCAUAUAUUUCACGAUGAUCCAGUUAAACAAUUAAUAGGUAUGACAGUACGCGAGAAAACUACCUUCGGUCAAAUAAUUUGUAUUGCUCAUAACUCUCGUGGGUUUGAUGCGCAAUUUAUUUUGAGAGAAAUCGUUGAAAAUACCUCAAUAGUACCGAACGUAAUAUUGAAUGGACAAAAUAUAAUUAUGCUUCAAUGCGGGCGAACAAAAUUUAUUGAUAGCUUAAACUAUUUUCACAUGAAAUUAAGUGCUUUACCACAAACCUUUUCUCUAUCGCCAGCUAGUAAAAAAGGAUAUUUUCCUCAUCUAUUCAAUACUUUAGAUAAUCAAAAUUAUGUUGGGGCUUUACCCGAAGCAUCGUUC